AUGACUUCCAACCGACAGUAUGACCUGAUCUUGCUGGGCCCAACUGGCUAUACUGGCCGACUUUGCGCAGAGCACAUUGUGCAGAACCUUCCUACCGAUUUGAAAUGGGCUAUCGCAGGUCGUUCCGCGCAGAAAAUUGAAUCUAUUGCCCAGGAACUGAAGACUCUGAACCCAGAUCGCCUACACCCAGAUGUCCUGGUCGUGCAAUUGAACUCCAACGAGCUCAACGAGCUUGCCCGGAAAACGCGCUUGGUUAUCAAUUGUGUGGGUCCUUACCACUUGUACUCGACUCCAGUCGUGGAGGCAUGCGCUGUCAACGGCACUCACUAUGUGGAUGUUACUGGAGAAACGCCCUGGGUUAAGUCGAUCAUCGAGAAGUACCACGAAACCGCCAAGGCCAAUGGCGCUAUUAUGAUCCCAUGUUCUGGCGUUGAGAGUGCCCCUGCCGAUAUACUGGCAUGGUCCCUGGUCAAACGAGUCCGAGAAGACCUUUCGUCUUCAACCCGCCAUAUCAACAGCACCAUCAAGGAAAUGAAAUCCUCCGGUCCCAGCGGCGGGACCCUGAGUACUAUUCUAACCAUCAUUGAAGCAUUUCCCAUGUCGGAGCUAUCCAAGUCGAUGACCCCGUUCUCAUUGGUAGCAUCCCCGCCACCAAAGAACGUCCCUAGCGAAUCAAUCCUGGAAAAGCUAUUCGGCGUACGCUCAAUUCGGGACCUGGGUACCGUAACAACCUCCCCAUCCGGCAUCUGCGACAUGACCAUUGUGCACCGUAGCAGCAGCCUGAUGCCAGAACUAUACGGGCCGCACUUCUACUUCCAUCAGUUCCUGUCAGUCCGUAACGCCCUCAUUGGUGUUGUUUUCCACCUUGGCUUCUUGGUUGCAGUUUCGCUGCUUGCCUUGCCACCUGUGCGCUGGCUGGUGCGCAAGUUUGUCUUUGCCCCUGGCACUGGUCCAAGCAAAGAGGACUCUGUGAAUGAUCGUCUCGAGUACCAUGCCAUCGCUACUGCAGAUAGUCCUUCAUCACAGCGCGUCUUCGGUAAGCUCAGUUACGGCGGCGGUAUGUACCCCUUUACUGGACUGUUGCUGGCUGAGGCUGCCAUGGUUAUUCUCAACGAGGAAGAGAAGAUCAAGAAGGUCUCGCGUGGUGGAAUUGUUACACCCGCUACGCUGGGCCAGGACUACGUGGACCGCUUGGAGAAGGUCGGCUGCAGAAUCGAGACUAAGGUGUUCCAAUACUAA
This is a messenger RNA of Penicillium griseofulvum, 1239 nucleotides long. Its product is annotated as saccharopine dehydrogenase family protein. The transcript is spliced from 5 exons. The record is from RefSeq and is a predicted model, not a curated record. Gene Ontology annotation, biological process: glycolipid biosynthetic process. Bases 1 to 1239 code for a protein of 412 amino acids. Lineage: Eukaryota; Fungi; Ascomycota; Eurotiomycetes; Eurotiales; Aspergillaceae. Gene Ontology annotation, cellular component: plasma membrane; lipid droplet; mitochondrion.